UUGACUUAAUGCAAAUAGUACUUCGUAGUUUUCGUUUAGUGAGCUUGAAUUACGUAAGGAUAUCUGAAUAAAAUACAAUUAACCAUGUCAAUUUUUCUAAAACGCACCCUAGGUACUGGGUGCAACCUUGGGCGCGUUGUUUUGAAUAACAACCAAUAUUCUCGCCUUCAGCGAAUGGCCACAAAAACCGAUCAAGCAGCCCCACAAGUAGAAACAAGGCCGACCGUAGCCAAAUUAGACCCUUUGCAGAAGUCUCAGCUAAUAGAUUUUGGCAAAUAUGUCGCAGAUUGUAUGCCGAAAUACGUACAAAAGGUACAGAUUACUGCCGGAAAUGAACUGGAGGUUUUAAUUCCGCCCGAUGGAGUCAUCCCUGUGCUGCAGUUCCUGAAAGACCACCACAGCGCGCAGUUCGCUAACCUCGUCGAUAUCGCGGGCAUGGAUGUUCCGAGCCGCCCAUACAGAUUUGAAAUUAUCUAUAACAUAUUAUCUUUACGUUACAAUUCUAGGAUCAGGGUGAAGACCUAUACAGAUGAGCUGACUCCUCUUGAUUCGGCUUGCGAAGUGUUUAAAGCCGCCAACUGGUAUGAGAGAGAGAUCUGGGAUAUGUUUGGAGUGUUCUUUGCUAACCAUCCUGAUCUGAGAAGGAUCUUAACUGAUUAUGGAUUUGAGGGUCAUCCAUUCAGAAAGGACUUUCCUCUCAGUGGCUAUGUGGAGCUGCGCUACGAUGAUGAGCAGAAACGUGUAGUGGUGGAACCUUUGGAGUUGGCUCAGGAGUUCAGGCGCUUUGAACUGAGUGCCCCAUGGGAACAAUUCCCUAACUUCCGAGGAAAUCCUGCUGCAGAGGAAGUAGUGAACCCAGGAGAAGAUCAACCUAAGAAACAAUAGAUUAUUAUGUUUGUUAGGUGAUAAAUUAUGUUAUUAAAUAAAUGUAUGUAAAAUACAUUAAUUUAGUCCCUG
This is a messenger RNA of Pararge aegeria (speckled wood butterfly), 957 nucleotides long. RefSeq names its product NADH dehydrogenase [ubiquinone] iron-sulfur protein 3, mitochondrial (gene ND-30). Bases 85 to 885 code for a protein of 266 amino acids. The transcript has a single exon. Gene Ontology annotation, molecular function: NADH dehydrogenase (ubiquinone) activity. Lineage: Eukaryota; Metazoa; Arthropoda; Insecta; Lepidoptera; Nymphalidae. The record is from RefSeq and is a predicted model, not a curated record.